Molecule: messenger RNA, 2181 nt
Organism: Limanda limanda (common dab)
Lineage: Eukaryota; Metazoa; Chordata; Actinopteri; Pleuronectiformes; Pleuronectidae
Product: methionine aminopeptidase 2-like
Exons: 11
Coding region: 12-1484 (490 amino acids)
Biological process (GO): proteolysis
Molecular function (GO): metalloaminopeptidase activity
Source: RefSeq, a predicted model, not a curated record
CGCCUGCGAUCAUGGCGGACGUGCAAGCGGAGCAGAGCCCGGUCCAGGUCCCGGUGCCCCCGGUACCGGAGCAGGUCCCGGUUCCGGAGCAGAGCCCGGUGCUUGUACCGGAGCUGAACGGAGACGCGGAGGACAAGGAGGAGACUGACCCGGCGGAGGAGACCGCGAAGAAGAAGAGGAGAAAGAAGAAGAAGAACAAGUCCGCGGCGACAGUAGCUGAAGCGGAGGCGGACGGCGUUGCUGACGUGAGCAAGCAGCUUGAGAAGCAGGCGAUAGAAGACAAAGAGAAAGAGGAGGAUGGCGAAGAAGAUGGAGACGAGGGAGAAAACGCAGCAGGGAAAAAGAAGAAGAAGAAAAAGAAGAAGAAAGGACCCAAAACUCAGACUGAUCCCCCGUCUGUACCGAUCUGUGAUUUAUUCCCCAGCGGGACGUUCCCCAUGGGACAGGAGUGUGAAUACCCGACUUUACAGGACGGUCGCAGUGCAGCGUGGCGUACGACCAGCGAGGAGAAGCGGGUUCUGGAUAAAGCCAACGAGGAGGUGUGGAAUGACUUCAGACAGGCGGCCGAGGCCCACAGACAGGUCCGCCAACACGUCCGCAGCUUCCUCAAACCCGGCAUGACCAUGAUCGAGAUCUGCGAGCGGUUGGAGGACUGUUCUCGUAAGCUGAUCAAGGAGAACAGGUUGGACGCCGGCCUGGCCUUCCCCACCGGCUGCUCCCUGAACCAUUGCGCUGCCCACUACACUCCCAACGCCGGAGACACCACGGUCCUGCAGUACGACGAUGUCUGCAAGAUCGACUUCGGCACGCACAUCAACGGGCGAAUCAUUGACUGUGCCUUCACUGUUACAUUUAACCCAAAGUACGACAAGCUGCUGGAGGCUGUGAAAGACGCCACCAAUACUGGAAUCAAAAACGCCGGCAUCGACGUGCGUCUGUGUGACGUCGGGGAGGCGAUUCAAGAAGUGAUGGAGUCGUACGAAGUCGAGCUUGAUGGCAAAACAUAUCAAGUGAAGCCGAUCCGAAACCUGAACGGUCACUCAAUCGGUCAGUACAGAAUACACGCUGGAAAGACGGUGCCCAUCGUUAAAGGAGGAGAAGCAACGAGAAUGGAGGAGGGGGAGGUUUAUGCCAUAGAGACAUUUGGCAGCACAGGUAAAGGUGUGGUCCAUGACGACAUGGACUGCUCCCACUACAUGAAAAACUUUGACGUCGGCCACGUCCCCAUCAGGCUGCCCAGAGCGAAGCACCUGCUCAACGUGAUCAACGAGCACUUCGGCACGCUGGCGUUCUGCCGCCGCUGGCUGGACCGCCUGGGCGAGAGCAAGUACCUGAUGGCGCUGAAGAACCUGUGCGACCUGGGCAUCGUGGACCCCUACCCCCCGCUGUGCGACACCAAGGGCUGCUACACCGCUCAGUUUGAGCACACCAUCCUGCUCAGGCCCACCUGCAAGGAGGUGGUGAGCCGGGGAGACGACUACUGACACCCCCCAACCCCACCAGACUCCCUCCCCACCUCCUCUACCACCACCCAGCACCUCCACGACCCUGUUAGCACCUCCUCCUCCAGAGAGACGGCAGAAAAAGAGCUUGUAACGCAGAAGGUGGUCGACUCAGAGCAGCAGUGACUGAUGCCAAAUGUUCUACCCACAAUGCACCUUUCACAGCUCGAGAACGAGACUGACUGGCUUUUCUAUAAUCAAAUAAAAAUAAAGAACAAGCCUGCACGUGUUUGUCGGAGGCGUAAGUUCCUUCAGAGCUCCUUGAAAGUAGUUUAACUGUUAAUUAUGUUGCCAUUGAAUUCAGUUUCACACCAGUAUUCACCACACGGUGAGGUCGGGACCCUGUGAACCCCUCACUCUUUUAUUUUUUGUUUCUAAAGCUCCAGUGCUUCACUUGAGCACAAAAGCUUCUGGUUUUUGAUCAAAGAAGAAAACCUGCGAACAGACGAUUGCUAAUGCUCUGAGCAACUCACACAGGCACCGUGCAUCUGCAGCUGCAUGUUGGGAUUCUGUUGCUACCCGGUGAGGGGGGGGAGGAACGCGAGUCAGUUACCUUGGAUGUUUGGAAAAUAUCUUUAAACUGGCUGCUGUGUAUUCCUGGUCUAAAAGAGCUUCAGUUUGAAAUCCCUGAAAAUGUUUUUGUAAGAAAGAAAAGAUUAAAGUAAUUUUUUGCUCAUAA